UCAGGCUACAGAGGAGGAGCUUUCUACCUCGAAAUCAUCAUCCCGCCGGACUACCCAAACGGCCCGCCAAAUAUCUAUUUCAUCACGCCAAGAUUCCAUCCUCUUGUGGAAAGUACGGGAGAUAUGUCUACUGGAGUGUGGACUGUGUACUGGAGGUCUACUUUGAGCAUUUUGAAGUGUAUGGAUGAAAUUUACGCAAUUCUAGAGCGGCAACCUGAGGGGGAUCCUUUCAAUCUGCGAGCUUCAGAACUUUGGAAAAACGACCGGCAUGAAUAUUACCAAACAGCCCGUGAGUGGACAAGGAAGCAUGCCAUGAAUAUGGAAAUUGUCUAG
Molecule: messenger RNA, 333 nt
Organism: Ilyonectria robusta
Lineage: Eukaryota; Fungi; Ascomycota; Sordariomycetes; Hypocreales; Nectriaceae
Product: ubiquitin-conjugating enzyme/RWD-like protein
Exons: 3
Source: RefSeq, a predicted model, not a curated record